Rhizophagus irregularis DAOM 181602=DAOM 197198 is the source of this 1097-nucleotide messenger RNA. Its product is annotated as cytosolic Fe-S cluster assembly factor cfd1. Gene Ontology annotation, cellular component: cytosol. NCBI's taxonomy places the organism in Eukaryota, Fungi, Glomeromycota, Glomeromycetes, Glomerales, Glomeraceae. The record is from RefSeq and is a predicted model, not a curated record. Gene Ontology annotation, biological process: iron-sulfur cluster assembly. Gene Ontology annotation, molecular function: 4 iron, 4 sulfur cluster binding; ATP-dependent FeS chaperone activity; ATP binding.
GAGUGUUCGCCUGCUACACUUUUCAAAGGAUUUGAAGAUAAUCAGUCGAAUUUUUUCUCUGAUUUAUUAAGAAUGGCAGAUACACUAGCAACACAUUUGGCAGGAAUUAAACACAUAAUAAUUGUACUUUCGGGGAAAGGUGGAGUAGGAAAGAGUUCUAUAACAACACAACUUGCACUAUGCUUGGUUCAGAGAGGAAAUAAAGUGGGUAUUUUGGAUAUUGAUCUUACUGGACCAAGUAUACCACAUAUGUUGGGACUUGAUGGUAAACAAGUUCACCAGGCUUCUUCAGGAUGGGUACCAGUUUUUGCAGAUGAAAACCAAAAUCUUUGUUGUAUGUCUAUUGGUUUUUUACUACAAAAUAAAAAUGAUUCUGUUGUAUGGAGAGGACCUAAAAAGAAUGCAAUGAUUAAACAGUUUUUGGCAGAUGUUUGUUGGGGUGAAUUAGACUAUCUCAUAAUUGAUACACCACCUGGUACAUCUGAUGAACAUAUAUCUAUUGCUGAAUAUUUAAAAGAUAUCAAUCCGGACGGUGCGGUUAUUGUAACGACUCCACAGACAGUUGCCUUAGCUGAUGUCCGUAAGGAAUUAAAUUUUUGUAAAAAAGUAAAACUACCGAUAUUAGGAGUUGUAGAAAAUAUGAGUGGAUACGUAUGCCCUCAUUGUGAGGAAUGUACAAAUUUGUUUUCAACGGGUGGCGGAGAAGCAAUGGCGCAAGAAUUUGGUGUAGAGUUUUUAGGUCGUGUCCCAAUUGAUCCAUCAUUAACACUCAUGAUUGAAAAAUCUAAUGAUGAUAGUGCAACAUUGGAGAAUGGAUUGAUCAAAAUAUAUACGGAAUCUAAUUUGUUUAAGGUGUUUAAUAAAAUUACGGACAGAAUCGCGGCGAAAGUUAUUACAUAAAGAAUGUAAUAUUAACUGUAGUCAAUUGUUUCAUAACUAAAUAUUUAAAUUUUUGCUAUAUUAAAUAAAUCACAUGGGAUAUUUUAGUUAAUUUUUUUAUUGUUAAAAUCAUAUGAUUUAAUACGUCAAUAUAUGCAACAUGCCGAUCGUAUUGAUUGAUUUUCGAUUAUAUAAUACCCGCAUGAAAUAAUCUCUAA